Molecule: messenger RNA, 1988 nt
Organism: Cydia fagiglandana
Lineage: Eukaryota; Metazoa; Arthropoda; Insecta; Lepidoptera; Tortricidae
Gene: Alg7
Product: UDP-N-acetylglucosamine--dolichyl-phosphate N-acetylglucosaminephosphotransferase
Exons: 5
Coding region: 137-1324 (395 amino acids)
Biological process (GO): protein N-linked glycosylation; dolichol-linked oligosaccharide biosynthetic process
Cellular component (GO): membrane
Molecular function (GO): UDP-N-acetylglucosamine-dolichyl-phosphate N-acetylglucosaminephosphotransferase activity
Source: RefSeq, a predicted model, not a curated record
UCACUGCAGCGGUGCAACAGCGGUGUAUGCACUAUUAUUGCUAUUAUACUAUUCUUUUUGUGUUAGAAUGUAGAAUUUAUACUGAAUAUAUAACAUGUUAUAAUUUUAAACCAAAACAUAGAGAGUAAAAAACAAUAUGUGGUCUAUAAUAAUUUUAGUUAUAUUCUCAAUUAUUGCUUUUCUGAUUACCGAUGAAUUGAUACCCAAUUUGAAGGAAUUGUUCAUAAAAGCUGGUUUAGGUGGGAUAGAUUUAUGUAAAACUAGCAAGGAGAAAAUUCCUGAAGCGUUGGGAGUGGUCUCAGGAUGUGUAUUUCUGGUGACAUGUUUCUUAUUCAUUCCUAUAGUUUUUGGCAACAGCCUUAUGGACACUGCAAAUUUCCCUCAUAAUGAAUUUGCAGAGUUGUUAGCAGCCCUCCUGUCCAUAUGCUGCAUGCUGCUGCUAGGGUUCGCAGAUGAUGUUUUAGACCUACGGUGGCGCUACAAGUUACUGCUGCCGACUAUAGCAUCCCUGCCUUUGCUGGUGGUCUACUAUGUCAAUUUCAACUCCACUACAUUCAUUGUACCAAUGCCUUUGAGGCACUGGCUCGGAGUAUCAAUUAAUAUUGGAUUUCUCUACUACAUCUACAUGGGAAUGUUGGCAGUAUUCUGCACAAACGCCAUCAACAUCCUAGCUGGGAUCAACGGCCUGGAGGUCGGCCAGUCCGUGGUCAUCGCCAUCUCCAUCAUCAUCUUUGACAUCAUCGAGUUAAGGGGAGACCAGUACAAGGCCCACACAUUCUCACUACAUAUCAUGAUCCCUUACCUGACUACUGCACUGGCAUUGCUGAAGCACAAUUGGUACCCGUCCCGAGUGUUCGUCGGCGACACGUUUUGCUACGUCUCCGGCAUGACUUUCGCCGUCGUCGCCAUCCUGAGCCACUUCAGCAAGACAGUCAUCCUCUUCUUCAUACCACAAGUCAUCAAUUUCCUCUACUCAGUACCACAGCUUUUCCGUUUCAUACCCUGCCCCCGCCAUCGCCUCCCUAAAUACAGCGCUGAACUAGAUUUACUACAACCUAGUAGAACUGUUAUAGUUAAAAAAGAAAUGAAACUAUUAGACUCUUUAAUGCUUGAAAUCUUAACUGUGCUACGCUUAGUAGAUAGAAGAGAAGACAAUGAAAGCAUAACCAUAAACAAUUUGACUUUAAUAAAUUUCUUUUUAAUCAAACUUGGGCCUAUGUCGGAGGUUAGAUUAACGACAAAAUUAAUGCUCUUCCAAGUUUUAUGCACUUGUAUCGCAUUUCUAAUAAGAUAUCCGUUGGCGUCAUAUUUUUAUGACACGUAAUUAGGUAAGAAUAUUUCCAUUUAGUUUUAAGAUAGAUAAAUACUAAAUGAAUGUUUUUACAAGUGUUGUUUUCGUUGCGUUACUUAUUUAUAUUUUAUGAAUAUAGUGUUUCAUGUAAUUAAACUCAGAAUUUAUGGUAAACUGAUCACAGUCGUCGAAAUAGUCAACUAACCAUAUUUGAACCUUAUUACUAAUGACAUACGGUCCACUAGUAAAUAGUCAAUUGUGUUUGUACAGUCAACAUCAUUAGUAGCGGUUUAAAGCGACGUGCCAACCUCUAAUACUUUCAGAAUGGAAGUAAAUCUACAGUUCUCGUUCAAUAGUAUUUAAUUUUUCAGAAUUGCAGAUUCUUUUGACGUGUAGUCUCAUCCGUUACUUUUGAUGGUCACUGUAGUAACAGCAACACUCUGACCUCGAUGUACCUUAUGUCUUUGUAAUAAGGUUUACAUUGUCAGUUGAUAAUGGAUUCACAUUCUGGCAAUCACGUUGUGCAUAAAUGGGUGAAAAUCUCGGGUGAAAAUUGACUUGCCAAGUGAAGUAAUGAGUUGAUCAUUAGUCCUUGUUUGAUCUGAUGAAAUAUUCAAAGAGAUAGAAGAUUGUCAACAAGAUUAAAUAUUAGGCAUGUAAAAUAUACCAAUUUGAGAUAAAUAUUAACAAAAGUAAA